UCACUAAAAUCAUCCUCUUAAAGUAGCCUCUUCUGCUUCCCGACUGAGCAGCGGGGACGCUAACCCACCCCACCUCCCCUGUCCUGAGAUCAAGUUAGUGCUGGGGGUCUGGGAGCUUCUGCAAUUAUAUAUUAACCACUGCCCGGGGGUUAGCUCACAACAGAAGAGGCAUCCGAACGAAAAGCAGAUGUUUCUGGGAGAAGUGGUUUCUUCUGGUGCCAUGGGAGGAUCUGCUGUCUACCUGCUGGCUGUGUUUGCAUUCAGCUUAUCAGCCCUGUCUCACGGCCAGCCGCUAUGCACGUUGAUCACCCCAAGCGUCCUGCGUGUGGAGAGCGAAGAGAUGGUGACUGUGGAAGCUCAUGGCCACCAUAGCCCGAUCGAGGCGAGGAUCACCGUGUACGACUUCCCACAAAAGAAGGGUGCCUUGGUUUCAACCACGGUCAGCCUGAACCCUGGGAACGGCAUGAUGAACUCUGCCAAAAUUAAGGUUCCUGCUCAGCUACUGCCAAAGGACGCCCAGAAGAAGGAAUAUGUCUACAUCGAAGCCAAGAGCAGCCUGUUCACCUUAGAGAAGGUGGUUCUGCUUUCAUUCCACAGCGGCUACAUCUUCAUCCAGACGGAUAAGACCAUCUACACGCCUGGGUCUACGGUGAGGUACCGGCUUUUCACUGUGGGUCACAUGUUGGACCCCAUCUUGAAGGUGGUAUCUGUGGAGCUCAUGAAUCCAGAUGGGAUUAUUGUAGAGAAGAAUACGGUGUCCUCGAUGGACCAAGGCGGCAUCAUCUCCAGGAGCUACAAGAUCCCUGAUAUCGUGAACAGCGGAGUGUGGAAGAUUGUCUCCAAGUACGAGCAUGCCCCUCAGGAGGCCUUCACCGCGGAGUUUGAAGUCAAGGAAUAUGUGCUGCCUAGUUUCGAAGUGACGCUGGAGCCUUCCCAGAAGUUCUUCCUCGUUGACCAGAAUGAGCUUAGUAUCGACAUUACAGCCAAGUUCCUGUAUGGGAAGCCAGUUCAAGGCCAAGCCUAUGCGCUCUUUGGAGUGAUGGUGGAUAAUGAGAAAAGGAGCAUCGUGAACUCACUCAACAAAGUCCCGAUCAAGGGUGGCAAAGGCUGUGCUAAGCUAACCAAAGAAAUGUUGCGUAGCAGGUUCCCCAACCCCAGCGAGCUUCUCGGCCACUCAAUCUAUGUGACUGUGACAGUGCUGACGGACACAGGGAGUGACAUGGUGGAGGCUGAGAAAUCCGGGAUCCGCAUUGUGACCUCUCCCUACAAAAUCCUCUUCUCCCGAUCUGCUACGUACUUCAAACCCGGGCUGCCCUUUAACCUGGUGGUCUCCGUGGUGAACGCGGAUGGUUCCCCCGCCCCCCAGGUCCCCGUGCGCAGCGGGACAGGCGCCGGUGGUUUGACACAGGCUGACGGGACAGUGCAGCUGGCGAUCAACACCCCAGCAGACGCAUCUCAGCUCUCGGUGAAGGUGGAAACUGUGGUUGCCAACCUCCGGCAGGAGCAUCAGAGCUCGGCGGUCUGGGCCGCGGUCGCCUACGGGUCGCAAGGGGGCUCGAGGAACUACCUGCACAUCUCGGUGCCGGCCACUCAGCUCCAGCCGGGGAACGCCCUGCCUGUGAGCUUCAGUUUGCGGAACAGUAACGCUGACGUUCAGCGGCAGAUCCACUAUUUCACCUACCUGAUCCUGAACAAAGGGAAGAUCAUCCGGGCUGGAAGACAGGCCAGGCAGGCGGGACAAACCCUGGUGACCAUGUUCCUGCCCAUCACUCCAGACCUCAUCCCUUCAUUCCGCAUCGUGGCUUACUACCACGUAGGGCAGAAGGAGAUCGUGGCAGACUCGGUCUGGUUGGACGUCCAGGACUCCUGUAUGGGAACGCUGAAGGUAACAGGCGCGACGGAGCAAGACAAUGAUGUCCAGGUGCCAGGUGGGCAGAUGAAUCUCCGAGUGAAGGGAGAUCCCGGAGCCAGGGUCGGGCUGGUGGCUGUGGAUAAAGCUGUUUAUGUGUUAAACAGGAAAUAUAAGUUCUCCCAAGCCAAGAUCUGGGACGCAGUGGAGAAGAGCGACAUUGGCUGCACUCCCGGCAGCGGCAAGGACCACGUGGGGGUGUUUGCGGACGCUGGGCUGCUGCUUCAGACCAACGUUGGCAUUGAGACGCCCCAGCGGGCAGAGUCCCGCUGCUCCCAGCCCACUCGGCUUCGGCGCUCGCCCCUGAUCUCGGAGAGAAAAGCUGCCAAAGCGAGGCAGUAUCCAAGCCAGCGCUUGCGGAAGUGCUGUCAGGACGGCAUGCAAGAGAACCCCAUGGGCUACUCCUGCGACCGACGAGCCAAGUACAUCCUGGAGGGCGGCGAGUGCGUCCAAGCCUUUCUCGACUGCUGCAAGCACAUCUUCGAGAGGCUCCCCAAGGUCCACAGAAAGUUCCUGUUAGCAGCAUCCGUUCAUCGGAUGGCCCCCGGGAGGAGCCGGGAGCCUAUGGAUGAAGUCGCAGAGGACGGGGAGUACCUGGCGGACGAGGACAUCGUCUCCAGGAGCCAGUUUGCCGAGAGCUGGCUCUGGCAAAUGGAGCUGCUGCCGCAGGAGGCCGAUCUGGACGGGCUGGCUUCCAGAACGGUACCGGUGUACCUGGAGGACUCCAUCACCACCUGGGAGGUGCUGGCCGUGAGCCUCUCCGGCACAAAGGGGAUCUGCGUGGCCGACCCUUAUGAAAUAACGGUGAUGAAGCAGUUCUUCAUUGAUCUCCGGCUGCCCUACUCCGUGGUGCGGAACGAGCAGGUGGCCAUCCGGGCCGUGCUGUACAACUACGCCCCCCGGGCUCUCCAGAUCCGGGUAGAGCUGAUGUACAACGAGAAGAUCUGCAGCUCCAGCAGGCGCGACGGCCGGUUCCAGCAGGAGCUGGUGAUCCAAGCCGGAGCCUCUCGAGCCGUCUCCUACGUGAUCAUCCCCCUGGAGGUGGGGGAGGUGGAGAUGGAGGUGAGAGCGGCCGUCCAUGGGCUCCCCAUCGCAGACGGCGUGAAGAAGAAGCUCAGGGUGGUGCCUGAGGGCAUGAAAAUCUUUAAGAACAUCAAGAGCGUCCUGUUGGAUCCGACUGCCCGCGGCUCAGCCUCUGGGGAGCAGCUGGAGACAAUCGGGCCCGUGGACAUGAGUAAUGUGGUCCCCAACACGGAGCCAGUGACCUUCGUCAGCGUGAAGGGGGACAUUGUGGGUGACACGGUGGAGAACUCCAUCGACGGCGCCAACUUGAAACACCUGAUCCAGGUCCCGGCGGGCUGCGGGGAACAGAACAUGAUCGGCAUGACCCCCGCUGUCAUCGCCACCCACUACCUGGACAGCAGCCGGCAAUGGGAGAGGCUCGGGGUGGAUCGCAGGGCGGAGGCCGUCAAGUUCAUCACUCGGGGGUACACCCAGCAGCUGGCUUACCGGAAAGCAGAUAACUCCUACGCAGCCUUCACAAACAGACCAGCGAGCACCUGGCUGACGGCCUACGUGGUGAAGGUCUUUGCCCUGGCCUACGAACUGAUCGCUAUCGACCCCGAGGUGCUGUGCGGGGCUGUGAAGUGGCUGAUUCUGCACAAGCAGAAGCCUGACGGGGCGUUCCAGGAGGAUGCCCCCGUGAUCCACGGGGAGAUGGUGGGAGGGUACCAAGUUUCCCCAGUUGACACUAGCUUGGAUAGAAGCAUCACGAAGGCUGGAGAUUACUUGGCAAGGCGCCUGAAAGACCUGAAGAAACCCUACUCCGUGGCCAUCACGUCCUAUGCGCUGGCGCUGCUGGGCCACGCCGGAGCAGGAGAGAGGCUCAUGGCGCUUUCCACGGGGGGAACACACUGGGCCGACCCCCAGUCCCGGCUCUACUCCAUCGAAUCCACCUCUUAUGCCCUGCUGGCCUUGCUGAAGCAGCAGAGGUUGGAGCUGACGGGGCCCAUUGUCCGGUGGCUGACGGAGCAGCGGUACUACGGAGGAGGCUACGGCUCGACCCAGGCCACGAUCAUGGUCUUCCAGGCUCUGGCCCAGUACCAGAUGGAUGUGUCGGAAACCAAGGACAUGGCCCUGGAUGUUUCCAUUAACCUGCCGGGUCGGAGCAGGCCACUGCUCUGGAGGAUCAACAGGGACAAUGCCAUGGUGGCCCGGACGGAGCGAACCAAGCUGACCGAUGGCUUCACCAUCUCGGCCAAGGGACACGGCAAAGGGACCCUGUCGGUGAUGACGGUUUAUUACACACCCCUGACGGAGGGGGCGGCAGCCUGCAAGAAGUUUGACUUUAGCGUCUCUGUGCAAAGGGCACCUGAUGCCAAGAAGCCAGAAGGAGCCCUGGACUCUGUGUUCAUCCAGAUCUGCAUGCGGUUCCUGGGAGGGGUGGACUCCACCAUGACCAUCCUGGACGUCUCCAUGCCCACAGGCUUCUCUCCAGACAUGGACGACUUGGAUAAGCUCACGAACCGUGUGGACAAAUACAUCUCCAGGUUUGAACUGGACACGGACCUGUCUGAGAGAGGCUCCCUCAUCCUCUAUCUAGACAAGGUGUCCAGCAAAGAGACAGAUUGUCUGAAGUUUAAAGCUCACCAGCACUUCGAAGUGGGUCUGAUCCAGCCGGCAGCCGUGACGGUGUACGAGUACUACUCCCUGGAAAACCGCUGCACAAAAUUUUACCACCCAACCCAAGACAGCGGCUUGCUGAAGGUGCUGUGUGAGGGAGACGCCUGCCGUUGCAUGGAAGAGAAAUGCAGCCUGAUCAAGAAAUUUAAACAGGCCCCCGCUGACAUCUCCGUCCGCAUCGAAGCCGCGUGCGAGGCUGGGGUGGAUUAUGUCUAUACAGCUCAGCUGGUGAAGGUGGAGCAGAACGGGAUGUACAAUUACUUCACCAUGAGGAUUGUGCAGGUCAUUAAGGAAGGGACAGAGCAAAGCAUCCAGGGGAAGACCCGUCGAUUUAUCAGCCCAGUGGCUUGCAAGGCGACCCUGAACCUGCUGGAGAACAGGAGCUACUUGAUCUGGGGCCUCAGCAGUGACCUGUGGGACCUGAAGACCGAGACAGCGUACUUGCUCGGGAGUGGCUCCUGGGUGGAGCUGUGGCCAACCCCCCAGGAAUGCCAGCAGGGACAUUUCCAGGCCCUCUGCAAGGGGCUGGAGGCGUUUGCCCAGCACAUGGUGACAAACGGCUGCCCUUCAUAGACCGAGAAGAAGAGGACCCAGGAACGUCACCAGCUGUCACCCUUUCUGUGGGGAGGUCUCCCUCAUCCCCCAUCUCUCGUGUAAAUUAGAGUCACGGCAGAACCGUUAUACAUUUCACAGCAGCAGGGAUAGGACUCGCACCCUCCUGCAUGCAGUCCCCUACCUCUCAAUCUGCAGAGUCACGGCAGAACCGUUAUACAUUUCACAGCAGCAGGGAUAGGACUCGCACCCUCCUGCAUGCAGUCCCCUACCUCUGAAUCUGCAGGAGAAUCUCCUUCAGCUGCUCGUAGCUUAGGGCUUAUGACACCCAGCGAUGCAGUUCAAAUUCCAUCCAGUAGAGGGCAGCAGUGGACACACACACACACACACACACACACAUACACACACACACACUCACUCACUCACUGCUGUUUUCCAUAACCCUCUCUUAUCCUUGUAAUACCCCCUGUUCUGCAAUUUCUAGAGACAUUGAUCCAAGCUCUCUGGACACAGAGGACAGAACGGUACUGUGUGUGGGUCAUCCCCACCCCUGAGAUACCCAAGGGCUCUGUCAUUUCUUUACACCGUGGCACACUUCCCGGUGUAACAGUCCCUGAACUGAUUUCUCCUUUGUACAGCACCUGUUGCAAUGCCCCCCCCCCCCCGAAUCCUCAGUCCAGAAACUUUGUGCCUCCUGGGGCAGCAAUUCUAAGGCAUCUGUCUGGGUUUGUACCUGUUUUAUCCUGAAUGUGAAUAAAGUUUGGCGGCAGCAGGGAAAUGGCGAUCAGCACCCAGUAGGGGAGAUUUAUUUCAUGACCUGCUCUAGACUGACUCCAAGCCCCCUAUAACACUAGGGAAACUCAAUGCCCCGUGUGGAUGCUCUAGAUUGUAAGAUUUUGGGGCAGGGACUGUCUUUUCAUUCUGUGGCUAUACAGCGCCUGGCACGGUGGGGUCCUGGGUGCUGUGAUCAUACAAAUAAUUUAAAAUUGCCUGGAAUAAAGGUGACUAUUCCAGAAU
Molecule: messenger RNA, 6160 nt
Organism: Chrysemys picta bellii (western painted turtle)
Lineage: Eukaryota; Metazoa; Chordata; Testudines; Emydidae
Source: RefSeq, a predicted model, not a curated record